UUGAACCCGUGCGGGUGGUUUGUUUUUGUUGAAAAGAAAACUUCGUAAAUCGAAUCGAGUCGAAUCGCCGUAAAAUCGUAGUAAGAUGACUCGCCACGCUAGAAAUUGUACCGCCGGAGCCGUUUAUACGUAUCACGAGAAGAAGAAGGACGCCGCAAACUCCGGCUUUGGUACCACAUCCCGGCGCAUCGGCAAGGAUUCGGUGAAGAGCUUCGACUGCUGCUCGCUGUCCCUACAGCCGUGCCGGAAUCCUGUUAUCACCAAAGAUGGUUAUCUGUUCGACAAGGAAUCCAUCCUGACGUACAUCAUAUCGAAAAAGAACGAGUACAACCGCAAGAUGAAGGAGUACGAGAAGCAGGUGAAGGCGGACGAAGAGGAACAAGCGGCCGAGGCCAACGCAGAGCAGCAGAAGAAGCUGGACAAGUUCAUUUCCACUGAGAAAAACAUCGUCACCAACAAGGCUACCGUCGGUGCGGCGGCAGAACAACAGCCAAGCACCAGCGGAGCGAUCUCGAACGUGUCGCUCGGUAAGCGGAAGGAGCUACCCAGCUUCUGGGUACCUUCGGAGACACCGUCCGCCAAGGUGGCACGGAUAGAGAAACCAGACAGCAAGAUCUACUGCCCGGUAUCGGGCAAACCGCUGAAGGCUAAGGAUCUGAUUAGCGUCAAGUUUACUCUGGUGAAGGAUCCCUCGGACAAGAAAUCGUUGAUAGCCAAGGAAAACCGGUACAUGUGCGCGGUAACGCACGAUAUUCUCAGCAAUGCCGUCCCUUGUGCAGUUCUUAAGCCCACUGGAGACGUCGUCACGAUCGAGUGCAUCGAAAAGAUCAUCAAAAAGGACAUGAUUCACCCGCUAACGAACGAAAAGCUCUCGGAAUCAGAUAUCAUACCACUUCAAAGGGGUGGAACCGGCUUUGCGACGACAAACGAACAGUUAGAGGCUAAGGAGCAGAAACCAUGUCUACAAGUUUAAGUUAAACUUUUAUCUUUAAACAAAUGUAUUAAUAAAGACAAACCAUUUUAUCUUGAAUUGAAAUAUAAACCUACUC
Anopheles aquasalis is the source of this 1049-nucleotide messenger RNA. RefSeq names its product nitric oxide synthase-interacting protein homolog. The record is from RefSeq and is a predicted model, not a curated record. Gene Ontology annotation, molecular function: ubiquitin protein ligase activity. NCBI's taxonomy places the organism in Eukaryota, Metazoa, Arthropoda, Insecta, Diptera, Culicidae. Gene Ontology annotation, cellular component: nucleus.